Molecule: messenger RNA, 3502 nt
Organism: Magallana angulata
Lineage: Eukaryota; Metazoa; Mollusca; Bivalvia; Ostreida; Ostreidae
Product: proton channel OtopLc-like
Exons: 9
Coding region: 375-2750 (791 amino acids)
Biological process (GO): proton transmembrane transport
Cellular component (GO): membrane
Molecular function (GO): proton channel activity
Source: RefSeq, a predicted model, not a curated record
UUAGGGGUUUAAAACUGUCUGUAAGUCAUCGGAGUUGUUAGUAUACCCAGGGUGGAAGUCUAAUGACCAAGACGGUCUCCUGAAACUUAAAAUACAUAUAUAUUGAAAAGAUGAAAUGGAUUUAAUCUAAUUUUCAUUUUAUUGUGAAAAUUCCGUCACGGUUCGUUGUUUAGGAUUUCUCGUUUUAUCAGAUGUAGCCUCGGUUUACGUGCGUGUGCGACUAGACAAUAAUACAAUAAUAUAUACUCUGUUGUGAAGGGAAUCUUCGAUAUUAAAAAAAAAACGAAACAUGGAUUGACAUCUCCCACGAUAAAAAACAAAAUGCAUUUUCCAAAAUAGAGGAAUGUUCCAGUGAUGUCAGCUUUCGAUUAGAAAUGUCAAUGUUAAAUACACAAGAAACGGAGCCGAGAAUUCAACCCAAGCACGUUGAAAAUUCGUCGGAAAACGGCGUUUCUGGGUCUGAUCCGAACUCUAGUGAUGCUGAAUCUGAUCCUAAAACUCAAACCAGUCAGAAUGCACUUCAAUCCGGAAUAAAACCAAUUCCCAAGGCUAGAUCAUCAUCCGAGAUUCAGCCCUCAGAUACAUGUAGAAAACAAGAGUUUGGUAGAAGACACAGUGCUUUCGGAAAUGAAAAACAAAUCCCGUCUGAACUCUCCAGACAAGGGGAAGAAAAGAUUACGAAUAUUUCGCAUGACAGUGAGAAUCUUUUGUCGAAACAGACUGAUAAAAAAUACGCCACCUCGUCUAAAAUGAGAAGGAAGAGUGGAUCGGACAAACAAGAGAAUAUAUCAGAAAGUGGGGACACUGAGAAUGGGUUUCGAAUAUCAUCAGAUCGACGCCAUUUUUACACAGUGAAUGACUCCAGUGAAGAAAUUUUAGCACUAGUUGAUCUUGGUGCAAAUCGAGUUCAUCGCGAUUCCACAGGUAGAUACCAUGACUAUAUAACUAACGUUUCCGAGAGAACUUACGAUGAAAAUGAAGACGAUAUCAUGUUGUGUGAAGAAGAAACGGAGGCAGAAAGAAAGGCCAUUGCCGAAAAACUAAGGGACAACAUAUCGGUGGUGGCAAGUAUGAUGUACGGGAUCCUAAUGUCCGUCCUGGCGGCAGUCGUCCCCAUCACAGAAACCUUCGCCUCCCAGAGUCCCUCCCAAAUGUUUGAGAUCUUCUACAUCUUCAUGUACCUGGUGAGCUUCAUAUUCGUCAUGUACACCAACUUGUUCAUCUUGAAACGGAAAUCCCGGUUGAUGAAGUUUCUCCUGGCAAUAAUAGGCCGAGUCAGGGGCCUUUUGAGGAACAAGUCAGACAAAGGCGUGGUCAAUGGGAGGGCCGGGGAGGAACCUUCUGCAAUAUCCCGGCGUAGUUUCAACACGGAUACAACUCAUUUGAUGUACUCAGGCAGUUUUCCGCUUAGAAUUGGUGCUGUAGUGUUCGGAGUGGCCAGCAUGGUUCACAGUGGGUUGAACUUUGCCUACUUCUUCCAAGUGCGUGACGGUAACGCCCAGUGCCACCACCCCGUGCAGGCGAUCAAACCUUUCAUGCAUCUGACCUUCACCUUCACACAGCUAUAUUUCAUUUUCCUGCACUCAAAGCUUGUGUUCACACAUCAGAAGUGUAUAGCUCGUCUUGGAUUAAUGCAUCUGUGCUGUACCAACCUGGCUGUGUGGUUUAGAUGCAUAAUCCUUGAAACGCUUGAUGUUCUGAGCGGGUACCAUCAUAGAGGAAGUGGGAAAACUGGACCGGAAAACGUCACAGAGAUUCCUCUAAUCAAGUCGUCUGCUGCCUCUCGGAAGCUUCUAGGCAUCCCCGAAUCCCAUUUGAUACUCAUCAGCCUCCCGAUGAACAACAGCAAUGUAUUCCCCGAGCUCUCCUGCUUUUGGUCGGAUAUAUUUGGAAAGUUUGUUCAAACAGCAGGACCAUACCUGUACCCUUGCAAGAUACAGUACAGCUUGAUUUGUGCAGCCAUUGUGUACGCCAUGUGGAGAAAUGUCGGACGAAAACCUUCCUCACGUGACCAAAAUGAUUCCGAUAACAGCAGAAGACUGGAUUGUUCUAGCUCCUUUCGGGGACUUUUUGCCGGCAUUUUAGUUGCCGUGGGAACAGUUAUAACAAUGGUGGCAUUUUAUGUGCUGGUAACACUACACCCUAUGUCAAGUACUGCCAUUAUCUUAAUUCAUGUGUCCGAAACGACCAUGUUUCUAUUGAUGACUGCUUCCAUAAUAUUAGUGGCAGACAGAAUGAAGAACAUGAAGUUCAAACACGUCUCCUGGAAGUUUUCUGUGGAGCUUCAUCUGUUGUUUCUAUCUUUUGCGGGUGUAUUUGCUUUUGCUGUGUUUGGAGUUAUUGCAGCAGCCUUUGAAACCCACAAGCCAAAGGGAGUUCUGAAUAUUCUUACAAAUUUGUUUAUGAUUUUGCAGUCCACGAUGCAAGUUCUGUUCAUCGUGGCAGGGACGAAAUUGAUAUCUGCGAAUGAGUUACAAGAACAGAGGAAACGCGGGCGAGAAUACGUCAUGUUUCUAAUACUCUGUAACUUUGCGCUGUGGUUGAUGAACACAUUUGAAACACAACAACCCGAGCAUAAUCCGGUACAGAUGGACUUUUAUGGGCCCCUAGCUUGGUCUGUUCUCACUCAUAUCACAGUACCUUUGUCAAUCUACUUCCGGUUUCAUUCUUCUGUGUGUCUUAUCAAUAUUUGGCGAUUUGCUUGGAGAUACCGAUCUCCCCGGGAAACAGAACGAGAGAGUUCUUGUUAAUCAAUUCCUGUUGGCGCAGUAGACUGGUCCUGUGUGCAAGAAUUCCUUUUUUAUAUUACACAUUUUUUAGCGUUUGAUUUUAUAUACCUGAUUGAAUUUUAAUGUGAUAUACCUCGUCUGCGAAAUUAACAAUAAUAUUUCAUUGUGUGAAAAUCGUAAAAUGAAUAAGUAUAUGCUUCGUUGGGAACGCAAGACAGGUUUCGCAUACGUUUACCUACCAUUAUAGGCAAACUUGCUGAUAUUUCCUCUGUUUCUCGUUUUGAAAAAUAUCAUUGCACAUGUACUCAACAUAUCAAUGUGAAAGCGACUUAUUAUGUUUUUGAAAGUUUAAUUUAAAAAAAAACAAUGAUCGUAUAUUAAUAUGAAAAAAAUACAACAGAAACUGUUUUUUUAAUUUUAUUUUUAACGAUCGGUGAUAUUUUCGUCACAUGAACAUGAUUUUUUUUUUAAAUCGAGGAAAUUCCAGCUAGUGUAUCAAUGGUCAAAGUAAGCGUACGCAAAAGUAGCCUGCCAUUGGGCUUUUCCAACAAUAAUAAGUAUGUUGAAUAAACAUAAAUAAUCAGAGUUUAAAAAAAUCUUUGUUGGGUUAUUUAUAAAGUAUACAGUCUAAAAAUUGAUGUGUCAUUUAGCUUGCAUCUGGUCACCGACUUUGAUACUUAUAAAGUUGAUAGUAACAUGUACUUAUAUGUUUCAGUUAUCAAAGUUUUUAAAUGAAAAACUAUGCAAAAUGGAUAUGUUGUAAUGGCCUAUAG